This is a messenger RNA of Umbelopsis ramanniana AG, 836 nucleotides long. RefSeq lists its product as uncharacterized. Gene Ontology annotation, molecular function: oxidoreductase activity. The transcript has 5 exons. Lineage: Eukaryota; Fungi; Mucoromycota; Umbelopsidomycetes; Umbelopsidales; Umbelopsidaceae. The record is from RefSeq and is a predicted model, not a curated record. Bases 1 to 780 code for a protein of 259 amino acids.
AUGAAAAUCUCUGGAAAUACUUUUAUAGUCACAGGGGGCGCCAGCGGACUCGGUGAAGCUACAGUCAAGACACUGGUCGAACAAGGAGGCAACGCUGUGAUUCUGGACGUGAAUGAAGAUGGCGCAAAGAGACUUGCACAAGAGCUUGGCGAAAACCGAGUGCUUGCCGCUGGAAAAGUAGACGUGACUCAAGAGGAUGAAGUUGCUCAAGCUUUAGCUUUGGCUAUAAAACAAUUUGGUCGUUUGGCCGGUGCUAUCCUCUGUCACGGUAUCCUAGAUGCUUCUCCAUCCAUUACUGGAUAUGGCCCAGGUAACGCUCUAACUAGUUACGACCAACUCAAGUAUGUGAGCAAUGUCAACUUUCUAGGUGCAUACAAUGUUGCCCAGAAAGUGGCGGACAUCCUCAUCAAGCAAGAGCAUAUGACGGACGAUGGUGAGCGCGGUGUUAUCAUCAUGGUUACGUCCAUAGCUGGAUUGGAUGGCUGUAUAUUGGCGUACGGCACUUCGAAAGCUGCUAUUGCGGGGCUGGUCCUUCCCUUUGCUCGAGAACUGGCACCUUAUGGCAUUCGCGUGAUGGGCAUAGCUCCAGGGGCAUUUGAUACACCAAUGACUCAAGUUCUACCUAAGGAAUUCAACGCAGCUGCUGUGCAUCUUCAAUUAUACCCCAAGCGAAUUGGCCAAGCUCAGGAGUUUUCCAGUCUUGUUUCCCUUAUAUUGGACAACGUCAUGUUAAAUGGUAGUGUGAUUCGCCUUGAUGCGGGCACCAGAAUGUUUCAAUAAUAAGAUUGUUUGCGAGGUGUCUUUAUUAUAAUUUAUUAUUGACUAUAUACAAUAGC